CCCGUCCAUGUGACCCGCAAGGACUAGCAAGAAUGUCGGCGAGCGGCGAGAAGGUCGAGGGGAGCAACUAACUGUCUGUCGCGACCAAUCCGCACACUUGGCAUUUCUCGGUCGCGGCGCGCGGAUGCCGUGAUCGUCUGUCCGCUGCCAGUUGCCGCUAUUCCGCUAUCGCGUUCGAAUUUCGAUUAUACACCGAGUCAUUUAUCGAAUCCACAACCGCCCCCUCCGAACACUGAUCAUGUCGGUAAUCUACAAGAACUCGAUGAGCGCCAUCGGCAAAUUCGUACCAGAGAAGCUGCAGCCUCUGUGGAAACAUCCAGCUGGUCCACAGACCAUUUUCUUCUGGGCACCGGCCUUCAAAUGGGGUCUCGUACUCGCUGGCCUUGGUGACUUGCAAAGGCCAGCGAACAAAAUCUCCAUCAGCCAAUCUGGUGCCUUGGGCAUCACGGGAUUGAUCUGGACCAGGUAUUCCUUAGCCAUCACCCCGAAAAAUUGGAACCUCUUUAGCGUGAACCUUUUCGUCGCGUUUACGGCCUUAUAUCAAAUAUCGAGAGCCAUCAGGUAUCAACGCCAGCAAGCAGCUUUGGAGACAACAAAAGCGAUCUCGUCAGAUGCAGCUCACUGACGAUAAUUAUACAUAGAUAUAGAUAUACAUUCCUAGGAAACAAAGAAAAAUAUUUAAUUCUUCGCUAUUUCGUGUACGAAAUGUUUAUGUUAUCAUUCAAGGACGAGAAGUCUAGUGACUUUUAACGUAUUCGAUCAAUGUCUUAAUGACAAUGAGAAAAUUAGAUCGAUAAUAUACAUAUGUAUUAAGUUUUCA
Molecule: messenger RNA, 820 nt
Organism: Solenopsis invicta (red fire ant)
Lineage: Eukaryota; Metazoa; Arthropoda; Insecta; Hymenoptera; Formicidae
Product: mitochondrial pyruvate carrier 4
Exons: 4
Coding region: 239-625 (128 amino acids)
Biological process (GO): pyruvate import into mitochondria
Cellular component (GO): mitochondrial inner membrane
Molecular function (GO): pyruvate transmembrane transporter activity
Source: RefSeq, a predicted model, not a curated record